Messenger RNA from Amphibalanus amphitrite, 1777 nucleotides. RefSeq lists its product as uncharacterized. The transcript has 3 exons. Bases 640 to 1014 code for a protein of 124 amino acids. The record is from RefSeq and is a predicted model, not a curated record. NCBI's taxonomy places the organism in Eukaryota, Metazoa, Arthropoda, Thecostraca, Balanomorpha, Balanidae.
GCCCGGCGUGACGUCACACGUCCGCCGCGACUGGCCUCAGGUGAGCGCGCGUGCGACGGCGGGCGGCGGCACGGUGGGGUGAGGAGCCAUUGUGCGCCACGAACGACUACCGGGUCGCUGCUGCUCCUGUAAGAACGGUGGCCGGUGGUGAUCUGGCCGGCCGUCUGACGUGAUGUCAGGAUGGGCGUCCAGACGAACAACAUCACCAUCUACCCGCCGGGCCACCCCGCCUACUCGCCGCCGGCCUGGGACGACUUCAGCGGCUUCUACAUCGGCCUGGGCAUCAGCCUGUCGCUGCUGCUGCUGCUCGCCUUCACAAACUUCGUCUGCUGCUGCUGCUGCCCCAGGUACAAGGAGUACAUUCGCGAUCCAAGGACCGGGAACCGCUGGGCAUUGCCGUUAUUUAUAAUGUCGCCGAAGCACGCCCAGCCGCUGGACUAUUGAGCUGAUCGCCGGGUGGUGUGGUCAGAGACUAGCACAGACGUUUAGAGAGGACCUCGAGUGAGGGAACUUGUAGAGGAGUGUCGGUGUAGUGUCAGGAGGAACGCUCGGUGCCGCAGUGGUAACCCAAACUUGGUAACAAGCUCAAAGUAGCGUAUUAGCAACGGACACAGAGGCCACCUCUGACGAGCCUCAGUCAUGGUGUUCCCCGCGUGGCCGCCGCUGGCCUGUCUAACCCUGUUCGUCGUCGUGGUCAUCAUCCUCAUCCUCAAGUUCGGCCACAAGUGUUUCGGCUCGCGCGUGACGACGCUGCCCCAGGAGUGGGAGCGGCGCCCGUCGCGCUACCAGUACCAGAUGGAGGUGCUGGACACGUCGCUGCAGCAGCCGACCCAGUCCAAGCAGCCGCUGGACGCCGGCGGCCUGGUGCCCGUCACGUACGGCUCGCGCGAGAUGCUGGGCCAGUAUGAUGACGAGCCGCGGCGCAUCAUCGACACCCGCUACCCGGCCGGCGACCUGGACAUUAUCGAGCCGACUCCGCAGUACGCCACCGGCUCGGUGGAGGCCGCCGUCUGAGGCGGGAGGAGUGGGCCGGCGAGUGUAACGCUCAUUGGUGAGCACAGAGUGAAGCUCGAAGUAGAGACCACACUUGUAAGCUGAGCCGACAUAGCCAACGUCCGCCGCAUUGAAAAUGAGAAUCUCCUUCGAUCUGUGUACCGUUUGAAGAUCUGACCACUUGAAACAAGAGACUGUGUACACCAUCAGUGGAACAGACUGUGGCCAGCUAUUACUCUGUAGCUUUGAACGAUGAAUCUUUGAUGCUAUACUGCCCGUCCCAGUGGCAUGGACGAAUGGUUCCAUGGUCCGAUCAGGAGUGUACAGGCUUCCAUUCCGAGAAUUUUGCUGAACGUUCCGUCCGCGAGUGGCACAUGAAACGCAUAGUUUAGUGUAGUUGAUAAGGAUGAGUGUAUUGCUGUAUUGACAAGCGGGAUAAAGUAAAAAUAGCUUUCAGCUCCGACAAAAAAGCGAUUGUUCUUAUGCGAGCGUUUACAGUAAACGCCUAUUGAACUACUAUUGGUAUUUUCAACUGCACUUUCGGGACCCGUAAGUGAUUCAUAACGCAAAUGUGAUAAUCAGCCGACAAAUAUUUUGAGCUCUUUAUCCCACUGUACCCGUGCUUUGUGACAAAGUCAGUGUUACGUGCAUUGCGUGCAUCCGUCCAUACACAACAUUCCAUUUUUAGAGGACGCCGAGCGACCAUCACCACCAGCUGUGUGCUGCUAGUGGUACGCUGCGUCAGCUUUUUGCGAGCGUGCGAAAUACAUGUUUGUAAAAUAUC